Molecule: messenger RNA, 3482 nt
Organism: Drosophila nasuta
Lineage: Eukaryota; Metazoa; Arthropoda; Insecta; Diptera; Drosophilidae
Gene: byn
Product: T-domain transcriptional activator brachyenteron
Exons: 7
Coding region: 973-3039 (688 amino acids)
Biological process (GO): cell fate specification; positive regulation of DNA-templated transcription; regulation of transcription by RNA polymerase II
Cellular component (GO): chromatin; nucleus
Molecular function (GO): RNA polymerase II cis-regulatory region sequence-specific DNA binding; DNA-binding transcription factor activity, RNA polymerase II-specific
Source: RefSeq, a predicted model, not a curated record
GCGUCUAAACAAAUCGAAUCCACUCAGACAUCGGUUCACUAUGUAGGUCCGCAGCAAAAGUUGUACACACGGCUCUCUAUCAUAGUCUCGGCAAACACCUUGCAUUUAAUCACUGGCGCAUGCAAAGCUCGACUAGGAGGAACUCCUCAGGAUAUGAUUGUUGCCUAAGGCCCACUUCGUAUUCUCAAUGUUAGGAGGUCAGUCAUCGAUCACGUUCGAACACAUUGAACGCGCAACUGCCUCGUUCUCAUGAAUGAUAUUCAAAAUUCGAGACUGAGACCUAAAAACCGGAAUCUGCGUCUUCUACCUGCUGCACACUGUACUGUGUGUGCGAGCGAGAGAGCGUGCGCUCGCCUUCUCACACUUGAACUGUUAGAAGGUGUGGCUAAGCGAUCGAUACGUUGCGCUUCACAGGGCGCAAGAGCGAGCGAGAUGGCCAGAUUGCGGCAUGUGACGUGCAUCGACAAUGGCUGAGAAAGAGUUGAAUCAGCCAUUGAGCCAAGCGGGCAAACAAUAUGGCUUGGCCAGCACAGCACAUCACAGCAGAGCAGAGCAGGUUGGCCAAAGAGAAAUAGAGGCAAGCAUCGAGCAAGCGAGCAUCGAUUGUUAAAAGCAAGCCCGGCUUGUGAUGGUUGAAAAAAUUAGCACCGAUCGUCGAUCAUUAGCUCGGGAACGGUGGCAACGCAAACAACGCAACGCACUCGAUCGGCGGCCCGAAAUUCCACAACGAAUUUAACGACGGCAACUCGCAAGAUUCCCAAAUAACAUCGGUGAUAGAGUUAUACUCUAUAACAUAAAAUAUACUUUUGAUAACGGCAAAAACAUUCGUGAAAAGAAAAUUGAUUAUUGUGUCUAGUGUGUGCUCAAGUGUGUGAUCCGCAGAUCACAAAUAUUAACAAAUUGAUUACCCAAAGGAUUACUAAAUUCGAAAGCAGCGGUGUAAACCUUGGAAUAUUCUUUUAAAUAUCAGACAUGACCACAUCACAUAUCUUGUCCGCAGUGGAUCCGACAACGGGACUUAAUGGCAAUGUGUCGGCGGCAGGAGGAGCUGGCGGUGGCUCGCCACAGCACGCCACGCACAAUGGACACGGACACGGUGGAAUGUCUGGUGUUGGCGGUGUGGUGGCCAUGGCCUCGGGAGUCAGCGGCGGCGGCGUCGGAGGCAGCGGCAAUGGACAUCGCAUUGCUGGCGGCGCUGGCAGCCCGAAUGAACUGGAUCGCAAUCUGCGUGUCUCGCUGGACGAUCGAGAGCUGUGGCUGCGCUUUCAGAAUCUAACCAACGAGAUGAUCGUCACCAAGAAUGGCAGGCGAAUGUUUCCGGUUGUGAAAAUCAGCGCCUCCGGCUUGGAUCCGGCUGCCAUGUAUACGGUUUUAUUGGAGUUCGUGCAAGUGGACACCCAUCGCUGGAAGUACGUCAACGGAGAAUGGGUUCCCGGCGGCAAGGCAGAAGUUCCUCCCUCCAAUCCAAUAUACGUGCAUCCGGAGUCUCCCAACUUCGGUGCACAUUGGAUGAAGGAGCCAAUCUCAUUUGCAAAGGUCAAGUUGACCAACAAGACCAAUGGAAACGGACAAAUCAUGUUAAAUUCGCUGCAUAAAUACGAACCCCGAGUACAUCUCGUUCGCGUUGGUUCCGAGCAACGUCAUGUGGUCACCUAUCCGUUUCCGGAGACACAGUUCAUAGCUGUGACUGCAUAUCAGAACGAGGAGGUCACCUCGCUCAAGAUCAAGUACAAUCCCUUUGCCAAGGCCUUUCUCGAUGCCAAGGAGCGUCCCGACACGCUCUAUCCUCACGACACCCACUACGGCUGGUUGAUCCCACCGCCCACACACUACACAAGCGCCGCUGCGGUCGCUGCUCCACCACCGCCGCUGCCCAUGAGCCAGAGCCACAGCUUGGUGGCCCCUUCUCCCACAUCCUCCUCCUCCCCGUCCGCCUCCUCGGCUGCUCCUGCGGGUAGCUGUGAUCGCUACGGGCGUUCGCUGUCUACUCGCAGUGCGGCGCCCAAUCGCAGCACACCUUAUAGCCGACCUCGUGUGGUCUCCGCCGGCUCCAAUGGCAGUGCGGGCAAUGCGUCCUCUUCGUCGCCGCAGCCACCGUCGGCUCCACAGACGCCCACUAGUCUGCAAUCCUCGAUUGGCGUUGUCAGCAGCAGCAGCGGCGGCACCAACAGCAGCGCUGGCGGCGUCGCUAGCAUCGUCAGCAACAGCAGCAGUGGCGGUGGCUUCACCAGUUCCUAUUCGCAGUCGAGCUUCAUGCCCGUGGAAGCGUCAACUCCUUCAGUGUUCCCCUACCCGAGCAGCUGGCAGAGCAACAGCUACAAUUGGAGCUCGAGCAGUGUGCCGGGUCCCAUGCCCAUCAACGUCUGCAGUCGCGGCCAAAUCUCCACUCACAAUUCGCCUUCUCCCACAAAUGGUUCGCCAAGCUACACAACGCCCUCGCCUGGCUACACCAUUCAUCACCUGACUCCCCAUAGCCAUCAGUACAACAUGUCGCAGUCGGAUCUUUAUGCCAGUGGAUCGACAGCUGCCUCGAGUUCGCCUCAGACCUAUGUGGCUCCUGCACAUCAAGUCUAUCAUCCCACGCCCACCUCCCCCAGCCAUCAGCUGUACACAAAUGUGCUGAAUGGGCCUACAGCGCUGAGUUAUCCUACCAGUGGCUGGCACAAUGGAUCUGGGGCGGAAUACGGAUUGUAUCAGAAUGCAGCGGCUGCCUAUUAUCAACCGGAGUAUAUACCACUUGAGAUUGGCUAUGCCACACACCCGCUGGAGCCCGUGGACGUCAGCAAAUCGUUGGAGUCACAGCAGCCACAGCAAUCCGCCAUGGAGCACAACUCGGUCAUCACAUUGGAAUGCGCCUCCAGCACGCUAAAGUCUGCUGCUCACCAUCACAACGAGAUCAAAUUGGAAUCCCUGGAGCAGAGCGUGGCCAGUGUCGCAGUCCCAGUGGCCAGUGCUGUGGCCACCGGCGUGCCCACGUCUGUGGUGCAGACAGCGGACACCUGGACACCGCUGACACCACCGCAAAGCACGCUGCAGUGAAGCAGUCAAUCAAUCGAUUGGCUGCCAUCAUCAUCAUCCCACAGCCCUUAGACGCAUGACCAUGAUCCCUAAGCGAAAGCUACUUGACCCCGAUCGCACAAGUUAGUUCUAAAGAAUUCUAUGAUGUAGUUACUCCACUAAGUGUCUGCGCGAGUAUGACAAGUAAUUGUAAAUUUAGCAAAAUGUUUCUUUUUAAACACUUAUUUUAUUGUAAACUUCCAUUGUGGCCUUCCAUUGUAUUUCAAUUAAAUUACUAUAUAAAUACAUACAUUAUUAUUGUACAAACAACAUUCGAUGAAUAUAUUCAACAUAUUUUUAAAUACAGUGAAAUCUUUGUGACCAUACUUCCAAAAGAGUUAAAUAUGUUUGAAAAUCAAACAAGUCUCGCACAAAAGAUUUUCCGGCAGAAGGACGGGUGCGCUUUAUAAAGUUGUCUGCUAAAA